Molecule: messenger RNA, 1096 nt
Organism: Tuber aestivum (summer truffle)
Lineage: Eukaryota; Fungi; Ascomycota; Pezizomycetes; Pezizales; Tuberaceae
Source: the annotation of a GenBank genome assembly
AAGUUACCAGCGUUCAGUCGCAGGGUCUAGUGGGUGAGCACACGGAACAGCAGUCGGUAAAGGAAAAGAUAUGAUGAGGGGAAGUCAAUAUAAAGUCCCCCAAACAGCCCCACUCUACUGGCAUUUCCUUCUCCACUCCUCGUAGGUUUCUUAACUAAACUGCCUAACCAUCGAGAAGCAUCCUUUCGCCUUCUUCCCUCCUAGUCAAUCAAUAAACCUCCAGCAGAGAAAAAUUCAAUCGUUCUCCAUAAUUCCCCCAAAAUGAAGGUCGAUUUCACCCUCGCUCUCCUCAUCUCCCUACUCACUAGUACUCUUGCCGCCCCCACCACGAACUUGCAAAAGCGUUCGACUACCAUCUUCCCGAACUACCUCAUCCCAAUCAACCAGAGCACCCCUGAUACCGCGUACUUCACUCAAUACACCGCGACAAUCGACUACAGUGGCGAUGACUCCACGGGCAAUGAGAAGAGGAUGAUUGGUAAGACUCCUUAUCCCUAUCCUCGGCUUUAUCCUGCACCGGAGAUAACGAAUGGGUAAAAACAACGCACAAUAGUUGGCUUCGAUGUUCCCCAGAGUUCCGAGCAUAAUUGCGCCCUCGAGUUUGUCCUCCCGGCGCCUGUCCCAGGCGGGUACCCGAAUGCUGUGAGUGGGUCCGGGAGGCUCGACGUUUACGGGUUCAACGGACAGAUUAUAAACGGUGUGACCAAUUGGAACAACCGGCCGCCAAGGUACCCGCCUUUCACUCCGUUUUGGACUAUCUAUGUAUGCACCCCCCCCUUCCGUACUUCUACUUCGGCGGUCUUGUGAUAGCGAUUAACCCUGAAGAUAGCAACCAACGGAUUUCUCACCUGCUGUUGUUACUGGUGGGCCUUUGCCUUGUAAUCAUGGGCAGAGAAUGGACUUCGAGGUUGUUGCAACUAGGGGUGUUGAUCCGACCUAUUUUGACUGGUUUGGUGUGUUGCCUUCCUUCUUUUCUUCAUGCUUCCUCGGCUUUGAUAGUCUCGGCUUUGAUAGUGUGGGGGCGAUGGCUAACUCUUGCGUGGGGUCUGUAGAACUGAUUACUCCCAAGACUGGUAUAACCCUCAAUAUGUCGUAA